GUCCUGAACAUCAUGAGCAUGUGACUUCAAAAAUGGACAACUGGAUCUAUUACAAGUUGUGAUUGGCCUUAAGCUGACUUACAACAAUAGAAGAACUUCACAGGAUUUCUCUCGUUCCUGUUUUACACCUAUCUAAUUGCCUCGCACCACCAGCUCAAUCAUGUACGGAAGUGCUCGGUCAGUUGGUAAGGUUGAGCCAAGCAGCCAGAGUCCAGGGCGUUCACCACGGUUGCCACGAUCACCACGUUUGGGCCAUCGUCGAACCAAUAGCACAGGGGGCAGUUCUGGAAGUAGUACUGGGGGUGGCAGUGGGAAAACUCUUUCUAUGGAAAAUAUUCAAUCUUUAAAUGCUGCCUAUGCUACGUCUGGCCCUAUGUACCUAAGUGACCAUGAGAACGUGGGUGCCGAUACCCCCAAAAGCACCAUGACCUUGGGCCGAUCUGGGGGGCGGCUGCCUUACGGUGUUAGGAUGACUGCAAUGGGUAGCAGUCCUAACAUUGCCAGUAGUGGAGUUGCCAGUGAUACUAUUGCAUUUGGAGAGCACCACCUCCCUCCAGUGAGUAUGGCAUCCACUGUGCCUCACUCACUGCGCCAGGCCAGGGAUAACACAAUAAUGGAUCUGCAGACACAACUCAAAGAAGUAUUACGGGAAAAUGAUCUGCUCCGCAAGGAUGUGGAGGUGAAGGAAAGCAAGCUGAGUUCUUCCAUGAACAGUAUCAAGACCUUCUGGAGUCCUGAGCUGAAAAAGGAGAGAGCCCUGAGGAAAGAUGAAGCUUCAAAAAUCACCAUUUGGAAGGAACAAUAUAGAGUUUUGCAAGAAGAAAACCAGCACAUGCAAAUGACUAUCCAGGCUCUCCAAGAUGAGCUUCGGAUCCAGCGGGACCUGAACCAGCUGUUCCAGCAAGAUAGCAGCACUAGAACCAGCGAGCCCUUUGUGGCAGAGCUCACAGAAGAAAACUUCCAAAGGCUUCAUGCAGAGCAUGAACGCCAGGCCAAGGAACUUUUUCUGCUACGUAAAACCUUAGAAGAGAUGGAAUUGCGUAUUGAGACACAGAAACAGACCUUAAACGCACGUGAUGAAUCCAUCAAAAAGCUGCUGGAGAUGCUGCAGAGUAAAGGUCUGUCGGCGAAAGCCUCUGAAGAAGAUCACGAGAGGACAAGACGGUUGGCUGAGGCAGAGAUGCAUGUCCACCACUUAGAGAGCCUUCUGGAACAGAAGGAAAAGGAAAACAACAUGCUGAGAGAGGAGGUGCAUCGGCGAUUCGAAAACGCUCCCGACUCCGCCAAGACAAAAGCUCUCCAAACUGUUAUUGAGAUGAAGGAUUCAAAAAUUUCUUCCAUGGAGCGCGGCCUCCGAGAUUUGGAAGAGGAAAUUCAAAUGUUGAAGUCAAACGGAGCUCUGAGCACAGAAGAACGUGAAGAAGAAAUGAAGCAAAUGGAGGUGUAUCGUAGUCAUUCCAAAUUCAUGAAAAAUAAGGUAGAACAACUGAAGGAAGAGCUAAGUGCCAAAGAGGCUCAAGGGGAGGACCUGAAAAAAAGAGUGGCUGGUCUCCAGACCGAGAUUGGUCAGGUGAAACAAGAGCUGUCACGCAAAGAUACGGAGUUGCUCGCCUUGCAGACAAAGCUGGAAACCCUCACAAAUCAGUUCUCAGACAGCAAGCAGCAUAUUGAAGUUCUGAAGGAGUCUCUUACAGCUAAAGAGCAGAGAGCUGCCAUCCUGCAGACAGAGGUGGAUGCAUUACGAUUACGUCUGGAGGAGAAGGAGACAAUGCUGAAUAAGAAGACAAAGCAGAUUCAGGAGAUAGCAGAGGAGAAGGGGACUCAAGCUGGAGAAAUCCAUGACCUCAAGGACAUGUUAGAUGUGAAGGAACGCAAGGUUAAUGUUCUUCAGAAGAAGAUUGAAAAUCUUCAAGAACAGUUAAGAGACAAGGAGAAGCAGAUGAGCAGUUUGAAGGAUCGAGUGAAAUCCCUGCAAGCUGAUACCACAAACACAGACACUGCCUUGACCACGCUGGAAGAAGCCCUUGCAGAAAAAGAAAGGACCAUUGAGCGCCUGAAGGAGCAACGAGACAGAGAUGAACGAGAAAAACAGGAAGAGAUCGACAACUACAAAAAAGAUAUUAAGGACCUGAAAGAGAAAGUCAGCAUUUUACAAGGAGAUCUCACAGAGAAAGAGACAUCGCUACUGGAUCUGAAGGAACAUGCUUCAUCUCUAGCUUCAUCAGGACUGAAGAAAGAUUCGAGACUCAAGACACUGGAAAUUGCAUUGGAGCAGAAAAAGGAGGAAUGUUUGAAAAUGGAAACGCAACUGAAAAAGCACCCUGAAGUUUUAUUGAGUCAUCCAUCCAAGCUAGCUCAUGAGGCAGCACUGGAGGCUAGGGCUAGCCCAGAGCUGAGCGAUCGUAUGCAACAGCUGGAAAGGGAGGUAGCUCGGUACCGGGAAGAAUCUAGCAAGGCUCAAGCUGAAGUGGAUCGUCUUUUAGAAAUCUUGAAAGAGAUGGAAAAUGAGAAGAAUGAUAAAGAUAAGAAGAUAGCAGAACUGGAGAGCUUCACCUCAAGGCAAGUAAAAGAUCAAAAUAAGAAAGUAGCAAAUCUGAAGCAUAAAGAGCAAGUGGAGAAGAAGAAGAGUGCACAGAUGCUGGAGGAGGCCAGGAGAAGAGAGGAUAAUCUCAAUGACAGCUCCCAACAGCUUCAGGACAAUCUACGCAAAAAGGAUGAUCGGAUUGAAGAAUUGGAAGAGGCACUCAGAGAAAGUGUUCAGAUAACUGCAGAGCGGGAAAUGGUGCUAGCACAAGAGGAGUCAGCCAGGAUCAAUGCUGAGAAACAGGUAGAAGAGCUGAUGAUGGCCAUGGAGAAGGUUAAGCAGGAACUGGAGUCAAUGAAAGCAAAACUGUCCUCCACGCAGCAGUCGUUGGCUGAGAAGGAAACCCAUUUGACCAACCUACGAGCAGAAAGAAGGAAACACUUGGAGGAGGUCCUAGAGAUGAAACAAGAAGCCCUUCUUGCUGCCAUUAGUGAAAAAGAUGCCAAUAUUGCUCUACUAGAACUUUCAUCCUCUAAGAAGAAGACCCAAGAUGAAGUGGCUGCACUGAAGCGAGAGAAAGACCGCCUAGUGCAACAGCUCAAGCAGCAGACUCAAAACCGCAUGAAGCUGAUGGCUGACAACUAUGAGGAUGAUCACCUCAAAUCCUCAUCCCAUUCCAACCAAACCAACCACAAGCCCUCCCCAGACCAGAUAAUUCAGCCCCUCUUAGAACUUGAUCAGAAUCGCAGCAAGUUGAAGUUGUACAUUGGACAUCUGACAGCCCUCUGCCAUGACCGUGACCCCCUGAUUCUGCGUGGACUCACCCCACCUGCUUCCUACCACCUGGAUGAUGACCGGGCAGCUUGGGAGAAAGAGCUGCAGAAGAUGACCCAGGAGCAGCUUCACGACGAGUUACAAAAGGGUGAGAAGGAAAGCGCAGAGCUGCAGGAGUUUGCCAAUGCCAUCUUACAGCAAAUAGCUGAUCACUGCCCUGACAUCCUGGAGCAAGUCGUCAACGCACUGGAGGAGUCGUCAUGACCUCGGCCACUGGCCCCACCAGAGCAGCGCACCCUAUGGCCAAGCCCAGUCAAUCCAAGGAGUCAUGAGACUGGAGAGGAAUGUGAAAGACAAAAAACGGCAUAGAAACUUCUGGUGCACCUUUUGCAAAGACAACAAAAGCAAAAAAACCUCUAAAAACUACGUGUUCCCUAGGUUCUUCCAAUCUGUGAUUAAUCAGUCAUGGUUGCAUUCGUCUUCUCACUGCCUUUCUACUUUAUAGUCCGCUUCCCUGUCGAUUUUGUUGUUGGUAUUGUGACUUUUGGAUACAGUUAAGCAGAGCUCUUCCAAGUCUAUUAAGCAAAGAGGGGAGCCACUGAAACCAAGUAGCUCUAGUUGAGGUUGCGGAAGGGUAGCCUUUGCCUUCUAUUCAUUUAUUGCUUCUUUUUUUUUUCCGUAAAAGCUGAAAGCCUGAAUUUCAUACUGCUAAAACCUAAAACCAAGUGUGCUGUGAUUAUGGCUCACGAUGGGCCAGCAUCAGCUAGCUAGCUCAGGUCUCGCUGCCUGCCUCAAUGUUGCUUAUGUUCUUAAAUAACAAAGAAAGGAAAGGAAAGUUUCCCUAUUUGGUCCUGUUAGCUGCUUCAUCUAGCAGUUGGGGAAGAAGGUAGGCAUAUUGGUACUCUCUGUUUACUUAACUUGAUUUUUACUGUUCACUGAUCUGACUCUGAAGUGCUGAGUGUGGCAUAUUUUCAGAUAAUUGUUUUCAUCUGUUGGCGUCUUGGGUUUUUUAGCUGAGCUUUCCCAACAUAGGUUAUACCCCCUAUAUCUCUUAAGUUCUUAUUUUAUAGAGAGCUCUCUUCUUUCAAGCAGGUGUGGUCAACAGGUCAGCCCCUAGACUUUGCCCAUAGAUAAUUUUUCGGGCAAUAGCUUUUGUGAACAUUAGCUGCCAUCAGAAUAGUCUUAGGCUUUUUCUACAGGAGAAAAUUGCAUCAUUUAACUUAAAAGUAUGAUUUUAAAACUACUUUAGGUAAACUGAUAAAUAGUUCUUACUAUAAUUAUAAUUUAAUUUAUUUUGGUGUAGCUUAGGUUGACAAGGAAUCAGUUGGAGUUCAAAGCAAUAACCCAUGCAUAAAAAGAGCAGCAUCUCUGCUGGAGUUGGCACCCAGCUGAAUACAUAGGUAUAACAUCACAGCUUUGAUUAAAUCAGUGCAUUCUUAUAUGCUUUGGUCUUGCUUCCAUCAGUCUUUGACUCUCGUUAAAGCCCCUGCUGACAGGUAACAUGACCUCCAAGAGCAGAUCAGUUUGUCAUAGGGGUAACAAAUCGGAAUCCCAUUUUAUGAGUAGGACUUGGGUGUUCAUUCUUGGAAUCUGCAUUAAUGGGGGGGGGGGGCCUGCAUACUUUUCCGUCUACUAACAGUUACAUGUGUCUGGGGCACCUGCAGGACAGAACCCUUUAACACCUCCCCAUAUGCUCCUUAAAGGAAUUGUUUCCCUUUAGCUUUCUCAUAUUACUUAAGAGAACAAGGGGAGAGGAGGAAAGGAGAGCAACCAUCAACACAGCAGUAGAAGGAAUCUUGGCUUUCUAGUCUCUUUCUUCCUAAUUAUGAAUCCCCUGACUCCUGUGGCUGUUGCUGUAGCUCUAACUGAUUUUACAAAUUCUAGAAAUAUCAGCUGAUUACAGUGUUCAUAGUCCAUCUCUCAGUAAACCUCCCAUUCAGAGCCUGCAGUUUAAUUUCGUAUAACUUACUAUAUUGUGAGCUUAAUCACUAAACUGUUAGGCUAAGUGAAAUUUUUCAGUCACUUUCAGGAAAACUUCAUUUCUUUGUCUUUCAAAUCCACAGCACAGCUCCUCUGUAUGUCUUUGUCGUAUUUUUAUCUUUAGAAAUGACUGAGUUCUUCUAAUGGAAAGGAGAUCAGCAAAAGUUUGAGUAAGUUAAAUGCACCCUAUUUUUCUCGAACCAGCACUGAAAAUUGGACAAGACUGACAUAUCCUUUAUAUACCUAUAUAGACUAUAUUGAAAACUAAUUUUAAGUAAAUCACAUCCAAAUUCAUUCUACUUUAAUGUUUAUCAAAGGAUAGAGUGGGUCACCAACACUCUGCAAUAAACAACACCAUCAGUAAAAUCCUUUCUGGCUAGCAUACCCAAAGGAACAUUUUCACCUGCAGUCCUCUUCAGAAGAAUAAACUGUAUCAAUAACCAUGAUGUCCACUAGGAAGAAAUAUCUAAGUCUCCGAAACAGAGGUGGUUCACAGCUUUGGCAUAUUUUGAACUGCCAAGUCAGGAAAUGUAACUUUAGUUCUCGCUGUAGUAGUAGUCUCUAUCUGCAGGGUUUUUUUUUUUUUUUUUUGUCAUGGAACAGGAGAGUAAUGGGAACCUGAAUGUUUGCGAGGGGGAACUACCGGAAGGCAUGUAGACAGUGACUGUACAUACCACUGAGCCAUGCCUCAUACCAGAACCACCCCCUUGGCGCUAUUAUUUGAGUCAGCACGUUUUGAUAGGAGCUGUUGUUUUGAAAUCUUUCCUCUUGCCUUUUCUUCAUCGCCCCUAAUUACUCACUCAAGGAAUUUAAUGCUGCCUGUAAAACCAUCACAGCCAUCAGCCUAACAUCAUCGCACCGCCACCACCAGUCCUGACUAUCUCAUUAACUUAUAUGGUCAAAUCUCCAGCUGCCCUGGUUCCCUGCUGUAAAACAAUCCCUCCUCUGUGAGAGGCUGUGGAAUUUCCCUUAUCGAUGGUUCAAAUGACUCCUGCUUGUAAACCUCUUACUGAGAUGGUCCUCGAUAGUGUUUCUGCUGUAGGGGAAGGGGGAGGGGGAAGGGAACCAGGGUGGUCAUUUCUGCCUGUUAUUUCAGUUCCACUUUUUUACUGCUUCGCCUAGACAUCACGGGAAAACUCGGAUUUUCAGUGCUGGUUCUUCUGGGUCUGUAACUCAGCUGCCAGCCUGUGGCUGUGUUUCUAGAAUUGAAAGUGCCUCAGCAAAGGCCAUGUUGCUGGCUAGACAGCAUGCGCAGGAUCCACGCAGUUGAAACCAGGUGAAUCUCACUGUUUACACUCUACAUGUCUCCCAACCUUUUCCUUGAAAGGAUUUGUCAAGCCUGGCUAGUUUUCACACUGGCCAUUUGGUCUUUAUCUCCGAGCCACACACCUGCUGUUCCUCCCAUCUGGGUUGUUGGGUCUUUGCAAUUUUUCUCAUUAACUACUGUUAUCUUCCAGGGCUUCUAGACUUAACCAUCUUACGCACUGAUCUUAGACCUCAGUAAAGGGCUUUCGGGGAGAAAGCAGAUCUCAUCUGGGAACAGCCUUGAUCUGACUUGAUCUCCAUUGAAAUAUUUCAGAUAAUCUCUCUGAUCCUGCUUGGAGAGAGACCUUGUCAUGUUGAAUAGCUUGAGGAACUAUGUGAUUUGGGAGAUGCUGCUGGCCAUGAUUUAAUGCUGAACAUGACCAGUGAUGGUUUUUCUUUUCUCUUGUAUGGAAUACCACACCAUUGGCCUUAGGUUAAGUGAUAGAUUUUGUCAUCAUAAUCCACGAAGAUGUAGCAUAUCAGGCACAUGGCAGAAGGGGCGCAUGUGUGCAAAUACUGGGAUCCUCAUCCAGUUGUCCAGCCCACCACAAGUCUUUCAAAGUCUUACAUCCAGAUGUCAGCAGCCAGGGAGACCUAGACAGUUUCCUAGCGCAAUGGUCAUACAAUGCAAUGGUAGUUCUAGGAAUUCAGAUGCC
Messenger RNA from Struthio camelus australis, 7239 nucleotides. The record is from RefSeq and is a predicted model, not a curated record. Lineage: Eukaryota; Metazoa; Chordata; Aves; Struthioniformes; Struthionidae.